AUGGUGUUUGUAAUCUCCACCGUCAACAUCCUCAUCGGCCUGUUCGGCAGCACCGAAGACUUGGAAACUUGUAUUGGGUUGGUGAAGAAAUGGAAUCCCAACAUGAACAGCUACACUUACAAGUGCUUGCUUCAGGCCUUCCUGCGCUCUCGCGAUUCCGGCAAAGCUCUCGAUACUUACAUCGACAUGCGUCGGCGGGGUAACAAGCUCGACAUUUUUGCCUACAACAUGCUGCUGGAUGCGUUGGCGAAUGACGAAAAGGUUGAGGAUGCACGCAAGGUGUUUGAUGAUAUGAAGAAGAAGCAUUGCGAGCCGGAUGAGUUUACGUACACGAUUAUGAUCAGAGUGGUUGGGAAAUUGGGUAAGGGCGAUGAGUGUCUCGGGUUGUUUCAGGAGAUGGUGAACAAGGGUUGCGCUCCGAAUAUGAUGCUUUAUAAUACUAUGAUUCAGGCUCUUGCUCGGAGCAAGAUGGUUGACAAGGCCAUCAUUGUGUUCUCGAAAAUGGUACAGAACAAUUGCCGGCCUAAUGAAUUUACGUACAGUGUGGUUUUGAAUCUUUUGGUUGCAGAAGGGCAGGUCGAUGAGGUGGUGGGGAUGUCGACGAAGUACAUGACGAAGUCGAUAUAUGCAUAUCUUGUGAGGACAUUGAGUAAAUUGGGUCAUGCCGGGGAAGCUCACAGGUUGUUCUGCAACAUGUGGAGCUUCCAUGACAUGGGGGAUCGGGAUGCAUAUACUUCAAUGUUGGGGAGUUUAUGCAGUGCAGGUAAAACUGCAGAGGCGAUUGACAUGCUAAGUAACAUUCUUGAGAAAGGGAUAACUACUGAUACUAUCAUGUGCAACACGGUUUUGGCAGCUCUUGGAAAGUUGAAGCAGAUACCCCAUCUUCAUGAACUGUACGAAAAGAUGAAACUUGAUGGGCCCGAACCGGACAUAUUUACCUACAACAUUAUGAUUUCGAGCUUUGGUAGAGCUGGGAAGGUUCAUGAGGCUGUGACGAUAUUCGAACAUCUCGAGAAUAGUGAUUGUAAACUGGAUAUUAUCUCUUACAAUUCGUUGAUCAAUUGCCUUGGGAAAAAUGGUGAUGUGGAUGAAGCCCACAUGAGGUUUAAGGAGAUGCAAGAGAAGGGUUUUAGCCCUGAUGUCGUCACCUACAGCACUCUGAUCGAGUGCUUUGGCAAGACGGGUAGGGUUGAAGUGGCAUGCAGGCUGUUCGACAACAUGCUUGCUCAAGGCUGCUAUCCGAAUAUAGUGACAUACAACAUCUUGCUUGAUUGUCUUGAGAGGUGUGGGAGGACUGCUGAGGCAGUGGAUCUAUAUGCGAAACUUAAGCAGCAAGGGUUGACACCGGAUUGGAUUACAUACGCAGUGCUUGAACGGUUGCAGAGUGUUAAGCAAAGUCCGAUCACAGGUUGGGUUGUGAGCCCUUUAAGGUGAUGAAUGGUGUAGAUAUACCAAAUUUUGCAUUAUUGCUUCUUUGGAGCCAGUUUCCAGUUCCUCCCAAGGCCGAAGCAUGUGGCUGCUGCUGCGACUACUCAAGAAACUUGCUUCCCACGGAGCCAUCACAACGAGGACCCGUUUUGUUCGCGGAAUGAGUUACUUGGGCAUGAAAAUUCAUGCUCAUUCCUGUGAGAUAGAAACUGCCUCACUUGAGUUUUCGACAAAAAAUGAUUCUCACUUGUGGAACAUCACAAAUUUAGUCACAGAUUCACAAGUGUUGUUGAAAAAUUCAAUAAUUGAUGUGGAAGCAUGUCUUGUAUUUCAGAAUUGAUGUCUCACUGUCUUUCAGAAUCGAACUUUACGUGAACAAUGAACUUGUAUCGUUGCCUUC
This is a messenger RNA of Pyrus x bretschneideri (Chinese white pear), 1828 nucleotides long. Its product is annotated as pentatricopeptide repeat-containing protein At1g51965, mitochondrial-like. The record is from RefSeq and is a predicted model, not a curated record. NCBI's taxonomy places the organism in Eukaryota, Viridiplantae, Streptophyta, Magnoliopsida, Rosales, Rosaceae. Gene Ontology annotation, molecular function: protein binding.